Alternaria ethzedia is the source of this 1578-nucleotide messenger RNA. RefSeq lists its product as uncharacterized. The coding region runs from base 1 to 1578 and encodes 525 amino acids. The transcript is spliced from 2 exons. NCBI's taxonomy places the organism in Eukaryota, Fungi, Ascomycota, Dothideomycetes, Pleosporales, Pleosporaceae. Gene Ontology annotation, biological process: lipid metabolic process. The record is from RefSeq and is a predicted model, not a curated record.
AUGGCGGCGACCGAAGUCGAGAGGAAGAGCAGGAAGAAGUCCUCGCACUCUUCGUCCAAGACUGCGAAGCCGCGCUCCUCUUCUAGGAAACCACGCGUUUCGGCUUCAGUGGCAGACAUGUACUUGCAAGAUUACGCGCCUCCGGUCCAGGCGACCUCUCCUCAGCGUGCAGCAGCAACGAGGCCUCCCCCGACCCUCUAUGGCUAUGCCGCGAGUCCGCCUCAGCACUCCAUUUAUCGCCAGAUGCCUGGGUCCUUUCCAGAAGACAGUUACCGAUAUGGCUCUCCGCCACCGCAGCCUGUUCAGCCAUACGCUAGUCAAUCAACGAUCCGCUUUGCUUCUCCGCCACCCCAAGAACCCCGCGGUCAAGGCCCUUUCGAACAACAAUGGAAUAGUCUCGACCGAAUGGCCGCCAAAUCCUACCUGAAUCUUCGCGAUACGGCUGGAAAGAGUGUCACGAAACUGACGACCAACUGCAUUGAGCGGCCCACCGCAGCUGUCGCUACAAAGAGCAUGCAAACGUUGUGUCGCGGAGCUGCGCUAUACGAUAUGAUUAGUUCGAAGUUCGACGCAGUCAUCACCAGCAUUGAUGACGAUCACUUCAGCGGCAAAGAACAAGACCUCAUGAUGGAGUUCAGCGAGCAGCAGCAAGAAGAGGCUCAGAGAACGAGCCCUCCUCUUGGUGAACCAAGACGCCGACGCCAACACGAAGUGCAAUCCCACUCUAGUAGCGAUAAAGGGUCGAAUCAUUUCUCCAAAGUGUGGCUAUACUCCAACUCCCGAUUACCACCACAUCUGCCGCCUUUCAAGGUAUAUCUACCAACGUAUCCUCUACUUUGCUUGGCCGCAACCUACUCGGAGAAGGCGUACACGCCGCCAGGCACGAAGAAGAAUCCUGAAAUGGAGACUUUCAUUCCUGCUGAUUGGCGUAGCGGCACAAAAGCCAUGGUACUCAAGUCCAUCCCUGUGGAAGAACUGAAUACUAUCGUCUUCGCUAUUCGCGGAAGCCAGACCUUUAUGGACUGGGCUGUCAACUACAACUCGGCACCCCACAGCCCGGAGAAGUUUCUUGACGACCCGUCAAACCUGUGCCACGCUGGCUUUCUCUACGUGGCCAAGAAGAUGAUCAAGCCCGUGGCAGAACGGUUGAAGGUCUUGCUCCAAGAAAACCCCGCGCGUUCAAACUGCAGUCUACUCAUCACCGGACACUCCGCGGGCGGAGCAGUCGCGGCACUGCUUUACGGACACAUGAUGAGCACAAAGAUCGAUUCUGAGCUUAAUUACCUGACCAGCUUCUUCAAGCGCGUACACUGUGUCACGUUCGGUGCGCCACCAGUCAGUCUGCAUCCUUUGAAGAAGCCUGAUGACAAGCGACAUCGUAAAAGUCUCUUCUAUGCCUUCAUCAACGAAGGCGACCCGAUACCGCGAGCGGACAAGAGCGCCCUCCAAAUCUUCACUACAAACGAACACUACAAACUCGACUUCUUCUUCCUUGCCUGCAUGGCCAAUACCGCAGUGUACAUUGUCACCUGCGGGGCGAUUGGUAGUGUUGAGACAACGAGUCGGAAGCAGAAGUGA